Messenger RNA from Rhineura floridana, 6111 nucleotides. It is a transcript of the gene CYSLTR1, whose product is annotated as cysteinyl leukotriene receptor 1. Bases 451 to 1521 code for a protein of 356 amino acids. The transcript is spliced from 3 exons. The record is from RefSeq and is a predicted model, not a curated record. NCBI's taxonomy places the organism in Eukaryota, Metazoa, Chordata, Lepidosauria, Squamata, Rhineuridae. Gene Ontology annotation, biological process: G protein-coupled receptor signaling pathway. Gene Ontology annotation, cellular component: plasma membrane. Gene Ontology annotation, molecular function: leukotriene receptor activity.
AGUGACAGAUUUGGAAGCCAGCAGGGAUGCAAGCAGGAGCUCUUGCAUUCCAACUACUUAUACUUUCCUGUACAACCUCAGAGAUUUAGUUUACGUCUCACUGGCAUUUUUCUUCAACAGGAGCCACAUUUCUCUCUUUCUAAAAGAGGGAAGUUACUUGCCUGGGAUUAAAAGCAAUUUCAGAACAGCGGUAUAUUUACAACUUGACGUUAUAUAUUUAGCGCAAGACUCCUUCACAGAGAUUAUCCACUUUGCCUGAAGAUGCCGAGAAACAUGUAAGGAACCACCCUGAGGCUUCUCACGCCUGAUCCUUGGCUGGGGUUUCAUGGACCAGAAGGGAGGGUAAGGUAAUGACCAAGGCUGAAGGGAAACAGUAACAAAUGGUGGCAGCAGUGAAGAGGAGAUUAUAACAUUCGAUCUGAAUUGGAUUUUGUGACUCCUGGUGAAAACAUGAUGAGAAACGUGAAUUGCAAUGCCACCAUUGAUGAGUUCCGGAAUCAAGUAUACACUACAAUGUACUCUAUAAUCUCUGUAUUAGGUUUUUUAGGAAAUGGCUUUGUGUUGUGCAUCCUUAUAAGGGUGUACCAGGAGAAAACAGCAUUCCAGAUAUACUUGCUCAAUCUUGCUACUUCUGACCUGCUGUUUGUAUGUACACUGCCUCUACGGGUGGUAUACUAUGUUCACAAGGGCAACUGGUUUUUUGGCGACAUCUUAUGCCGGAUCAGCUCGUAUACCAUAUACGUCAACUUGUACUGCAGCAUCCUGUUCAUGACGGCCAUGAGCUUCUUCCGCUGCAUUGCCAUUGUUUCCCCCAUCCAGAACCUCCGGUUUGUAACAAAGAAAAAAGCCAUGCUGGUCUGCGGAGCCAUUUGGAUCUUUGUGACUCUGACAGGCUCACCAUUUUUGAUGAGAGGAGAAUACACAGACAAGAAGAGCAACAAGACCAAAUGCUUCGAGCCCCCAUCAUUUGAUGAAAUGACCAAGGUGGUGGUCUUGCAUUACAUUGCAUUAUUUGUUGGCUUCAUCUUUCCCUUUAUCACCAUCACCAUCUGCUACACCCUGAUCAUAAGGACCUUACGGAAAAAUUCUAUGCAUAAGAAAGAAGCCGCCCGUCGAAAAGCUGUCUGGAUGAUCAUCAUUGUCACCAUGACCUUCCUGCUGAGCUUUACUCCCUAUCAUGUCCAACGCACAGUCCACAUUCAUGUCAUGAUGAGGAAGAAUGCCAGCUGUGAGGAUACCCUCUAUAUGCAGAAAUGGGUGGUGAUAACGCUUUCCUUGGCAGCUUUCAAUUGUUGCUUCGAUCCACUUCUCUAUUUCUUCUCUGGUGGCAACUUCCGUAAAAGGCUUUCUACCUUUCGAAAGGGAUCAGCCUCCAGUGUGUUACAGGCGCACAGGAACAGGAUGUCCUUAAAGAACUUAGAUGACAAGCCAGCUAAAGAGAAGGCAAAAAAAGAGAUGGAAUUUCUUUGCAGAAAUUGCCUUUGCAGAAGCUGCCGCAGCCCUGAUAUAGCAGGAAGCUAGAAGAACUGACAGGCUGUAUUUCUUAAAUUAUGAGUGUGGUAAUGCAAGGCAACCCGGUACAGGCAUGGCCCCUGGACUCAUGCCAAUACCUUUUCAGCAGUCAUACCAAUUCGAGGUGCAAAUCCUAUGCCUCAGUUGCGUAUCCUGUAUGCAAUGAUGGUUUAACUGAUGUGUGAGAGGAUUUCUCUUAUAUAUUUGCCACAUUUAUAUCCCACCUUUCCUCCAAAAUCUCAGUGAAGUGUAUAUGGUUCUCUCCUCCCUCUAGUUUGUCCACACAGUAACCCUGUGAGGUAGGCAUAUAGAGGUCAGGGCUGUGACGGCACAUGGGUGGGACAUAAGAACAUAAGAGCCUGCUGGAUUAUGCCAGAGGCUCACCUAUUCAUAAGAGCCCUGCUGGAUCAGGCCAGUGGCCCAUCUGGUCCAACAUCCUGUUCUCACAGGGACCAACCCGAUGCCCUUGGGAAGCUCCCCAAGCAGGACCUGAGUGCAAUAGGGCUCUCCUCCAUUGUGAUUCCCAGCAACUGGCAUUCAGAAGCAUACAGCCUCUGGCAGGUAGAACAUCAACAUUGUGGAUUUGUGCUACUGGGGCUUCCACUUCUCCCCAACCUCAGCAACACCUUGCCCAAUCCCUGCACCAUCCUGGUAAGCAGCAGCAAUGCCAUUGGCGGGAGGCUGGCAAUGUGGCCCCGCCCCAUCUCGCUAGCCACUCUUAGUGUCUCACACAAGGAACUUGCCAAGAAAUGUUUGUGUGGAGUCAAUGCUGAAGGGCAAACUAGGGCUAAGACAACGGUUUGUUGCAAGUUAAAUUAAGACAGUGCAAUUCAUCCUUGUGCAACAAUCAUCAUCAUGGCCUAGUCAUCAGGAAGUGGCUGGUAAAUGACCUCCUCUGAGAAUGGGUAACGUUAACCUUUCACAUGCCAAAAGGAAACUUUUUCCCCCAAGUUGUAAGAGUUAAGUGUGCCUCCCACUUUCAUGAAAAAGUUGUUGCGUGUGCAACUGACCAACAAAAGCAGGUGGGGAGGAAUCAUCUGCCUGAAGUCUGGGAAAUGCUGUGCUACAGAGUACGGAGUUUAGAGUAUUUACAAAAAGGGAAAACAUUAGCAACUGGCUGUUCUAUAAGAAGCAAGUGAGAUCUGCAAGAAAAUAGUGCUGUGUGUCCCCAGCUCCUAACACAGGGAAGGCGAAUCUGUAGCCCUCCAGAGGAUGCUGGUAUCCAACUCCCACUCGCAUCAGCCUCAGCCAGCAUGGCCAGUGAUCAGGAAUGAGGGGCUAGCAGUCCACCACUGGGAAGGAGACAAGCUCCCCCUUCUGCCCUAAAGAGAGUGCCCCUAUCUGGGUCUCUCCAGACAACCUGGAACAAGAGCCUUACCGUGCAGAUCAGAUUUCAUAGGGAGAGUGAGGGAAAGGACAAAUCUCUCCCAUGGCCUCUCUCUGUAGUGUUAGAGAGCUCUAGUUUAGGGGAUGACUGCCAAUCCCUACCCUGAAUAGUUUACAUCUAUGGCUGGAGGGCAGUGAGGUCUUUUUUCCUUUUCUUCCUCCAGAAACUUAUAUUGCAGGGAAGGAAGUUGUUUUAACCACGAGUGUGUAUUCCUCACCCACCCCAGCUUUAAUCCUACCAUCCAGGAUACUUAGGGCUCAUCUACAUGGGAGCAUUUCUUCAUAGCAAAUACUCUGCUUUUACCUUCCUCACAGUUGCACCAUCCACAGUUGGUGCUUAAUGGCAGCUGCAAAUCAUUAUUAUUUGCAUUUACACAAUAUAUGUUCCUUUAUUAAGGACCAAACACUCUGUUUCCUAGUGGCCCCUGCCUCUGAUCUUGCAGUUACACUCCCUCUGGUUACUAGGGAACUGGGCAUGCACUUGACCCCUCCUCUAAAAGCCACAAUACAACCUGGGAAAGAAAGUACAGUUAACACUGAAGUGCAAUAGUGCAAUAGGGCUCUCCUCAAUUAUUGCUGCUUCUUUGUAUUUAUGAUUCAGAGCCAUCAACCACACAGUAUCUUUGGUUUGUUUAGGCUGCAGAGAGUGUGCCCUGUUGCAAAUUUGAUGGCUCUGCAGACUUGCAUUCAAUUGCAAAAGACAAAGAAGGCGGAGAUUGCCUGCCCGCCUGGUCAGUUACAUACUAGCAAAGUGAACCAUCAGGCACCUCUUGUCUGCUGAUGCUGAGGGCACUGGCUUUGGUUGGUAGUCUCCCCUCCCUCCGUCCCUCCCCUGUUAGCUAGCAUUUUACCCCUCCCCCCAGCAAAGACAGUUCUAGUCAGUUUCUCAGUCACAUUAGUACAGCAAACAGACAGCAAAGACAUCAGUUCAAAAUAUUUGCAGCAGCUUUUUAAAAAAACAAAUCCCAAUGUUGGGGAACAGCCAUGGAAACUCACAGUAUAAAGUUCAGUUUGCAGUAGAUGGCAAAUGUGGAAACUACCCCAGGAUGAACAGAGCAUAUAAUUCUGUUGCUUUGUGUGUACAAUGUUACAGAUGUGCGCAAAUAAAAAUGAUGGUGUGGCUCUUCUGAGCACAGCUGUUGGGUAAACCAUAGGAAAUGGAAUGGAAUUCACGGGAGGGACAGUGGGCGGGGAAAGGGGAGUAGCAGAGAGUGACGAUUCACCCUCCCACUAAAAAAAAUCGGAGCAAAGCGUCUUCCACCACUAGAGAAAUGGAGUGGAGACUUUUUUUCCUCUCCUUUUCGUAUUAUCAGCUGAUUGGGUUAGCUCAGUGUUCUUUACACUGACGGGCAGCAACACUCCAGGUUUUCAGACUGGGGCCUCUCCCAGCCUUACCAAGAGAUGCUGAGGAUUGAUCCUGGGGUCUUCUGCAUGCUAACCAUGUCUUCCGCCACUGAGUUAUGACCCUUCUCGCUAGCAGUGCUCCACAUGGCAGGUGCCACAUUUAAACACCUCUUGCACUCUCUUUGCAUUGGCUGAAAUGCACACAGUAUCUCCAGGCAGGUACUGCACAGCCAUAACAACUCCUGAAACCAGUGGAGAAUUAAGACCUGGUGUGGUUAGAGCCUUGAACUAAGAUCAGGGAGGCCGAGAUGAGGAACAGAUUAUCUUGACCCAUUCCAGUCUGGGUUCAGGCCUGGUUAUGGGACUGAAUCGGCCUUGGCCACCCUGAUGGAUGACCUUUAUCAGGAGAAAGACAGGGGGAGUGCAACCCUGUUACUCUUACUUGGGCUCUCUGCGGCUUUUUAUACCAUUGACCAUGGUAUCCUUCUGGGCCAACUUGGUGAGAUGGGUAUUGCAGGCACUGUUUUACAGUGGUUCUGAUCCUAUCUCCAAGGUCGCUGCAGCUGGUGCAAAAUGCACCUGCAAGACUGCUCACUGGGGCAGAGUAUCGUCAACAUGUCACCCCACUGCUGAAAGAAUUGCAUUGGCUACCUAUUAUCUACCAAGUUAAGUUCAAGGUUCUAGUUUUGAUGUACAAAGCCCUAUACAACUUGGGACCAGAAUACCUGAAAGACCAUCCCUUAUAUACCCAGUUGAUCACUGCACUCUGCAGGGGAGGGUCUCCAUCUUAUCACGAGGUCUGUUCUGCACAGGAAGCGGAUCUUUAGUCUUGUGGCACCUUCCCUUUGGAAUUCCCUCCCCUUAGAUAUUAGACAGUCACCAUCUCUGUUAUCUUUUCGGCACCUACUGAAGACCUUCCUCUUUCAACAAGCCUUUUAAGUAGUGACUUUAUCCCAGUCUGCAUCUGUGUUGGAAUUGCUUUUUAAUAUGUUUUUAAACCUUUUUUUAAAAAAUAUGUGUGUGUGUGUGUUUUAAAACCUUUUUUUAAAGAUUUUUAAAAAAAUGUUUUUAAAGAUGUUUUGUUUUAAUAUAUUUUAAAGUCUUGUUUUUAUGAUAUUUUAAAGUGUUUUUAGUGCUUUUGUUUGCUGCCCUGGGCUCUUGCUGGGGGGAAGGGCAGGAUAUAAAUCAAAUAAUAAAUGAAUAAUAAAUAAAUAAACAUAGGAAGCUGCCUUAUACUGAGUCAGACCAUUGGUCCAUCUAGAUCAGUGUUGUCUACUCUGACUGGCAGUGGCUUGCCAGGAUUUCAGGCAGGGGUCUCUGCCAGAUCUACCUGGCAAUGCCAGGGAUUGACCUUGGGACCUUCUAUAUGCAAGGCAGAUACUCUACCACUGAGCUACAGCCCUUUCCCACAUAUGGAGCUGCUUUGUUCUGAGUCAGACUAAUGGUCCAUCUAGCUCAGUACUGUCUACUCUGACUGGCAGUGGCUCUCCAGGGUUUCAGGCAGGGGACACUCCCAGCCCUACCUGGAGAUGCCGAGGAUUAAAUCUGCAAAGCAGCUGCUCUAGCGCCCUUUUCCAUGAAGGGCCCGCUUCUGCUUCCGCAGGGAUUGUGGACCCCACCAAUACAAAAUGUAAAAAUAAGCAAAGUUCCUAAUGAACAGAACUUCAGGUUAUCCUAGCUACAGCAUUGUUCUCACCGCCGGUCAGUACAUUUUAAAGGGGGCAGCCAAGAAGCGGGAUUGAGAGCGGAGCUAGACCCUUCUUGCUGCCAGACUCCAAUUCUGUCUGCUAGACAAAACACUAAAAAGCAGCAAUCCUUGUAGCUCAAUGGUACAGCAUUUGCUUUAACGCAGAAGGUCACAGGCUCAAU